Molecule: messenger RNA, 1598 nt
Organism: Ficedula albicollis (Collared flycatcher)
Lineage: Eukaryota; Metazoa; Chordata; Aves; Passeriformes; Muscicapidae
Gene: ZIC2
Product: Zic family member 2
Exons: 4
Coding region: 24-1598 (524 amino acids)
Biological process (GO): regulation of transcription by RNA polymerase II; central nervous system development
Cellular component (GO): nucleus
Molecular function (GO): DNA-binding transcription factor activity, RNA polymerase II-specific; RNA polymerase II cis-regulatory region sequence-specific DNA binding
Source: RefSeq, a predicted model, not a curated record
GCGUCCCCGGAGCGGCGCGGACCAUGCUGCUGGACGCCGGCCCGCAGUUCCCGGCCCUCGGAGUGGGCACCUUCGCCCGGCACCACCACUCGGCCGCGGCGGAGAUGCAGGACCGUGAGCUGAGCCUGGCGGCGCAGAACAGCUUCGUGGACUCGGCGGCGGCGCACAUGGGCGCCUUCAAGCUCAACGCCGGCGCCCACGACCUCUCCCCCGGGCAGAGCUCGGCGUUCACCUCGCAAGCGCCUGGUUACCCUGCCGCCGCCCUGGGCCCCCACGCCGCCCAUGUCGGCUCCUACUCCGGGGCGCCCUUCAACUCCACCCGGGACUUCUUGUUUCGCAGCCGGGGCUUCGGGGACUCGUCGCCGGCCGGCGGACAGCACGGCAUCUUCGGCCCUGCGGCCGGCAGCCUGCACCACCCGCACACGGACGCUCAGAGCCACCUCCUCUUCCCGGGCAUCCACGACCAGCACGGCCCCCACGCCUCCCAAAAUGUUCUCAACGGGCAGAUGCGGCUGGGCUUGCCGGGGGAGGUAUUCGCCCGGUCGGAUCAGUACCGCCAGGUUUCCAGCCCCAGGACUGACCCUUACUCGGCGGCUCAGCUGCACAACCAGUACGGCCCCAUGAAUAUGAAUAUGGGCAUGAACAUGGCAGCCCACCACCACCACCACCCAGGUGCCUUUUUCCGCUACAUGCGGCAGCAGUGCAUCAAGCAAGAGCUCAUCUGCAAGUGGAUCGAUCCCGAACAGCUGAACAACCCCAAAAAAAGUUGCAAUAAAACUUUCAGCACCAUGCACGAGUUGGUCACCCAUGUCUCGGUGGAGCACGUUGGGGGACCCGAGCAGAGCAACCAUGUCUGCUACUGGGAGGAGUGUCCCCGAGAAGGCAAACCCUUCAAAGCGAAAUACAAACUGGUCAAUCAUAUCCGAGUGCACACGGGAGAGAAACCCUUCCCCUGCCCCUUCCCUGGCUGCGGAAAAGUUUUCGCCAGAUCAGAAAAUCUCAAAAUUCACAAAAGGACGCAUACAGGGGAGAAGCCCUUCCAGUGCGAGUUCGAAGGCUGCGACCGGCGCUUCGCCAACAGCAGCGACCGCAAGAAGCACAUGCACGUCCACACCUCGGAUAAGCCCUACCUGUGCAAGAUGUGCGACAAGUCCUACACGCACCCCAGCUCCCUGCGGAAGCACAUGAAGGUACCCGACAUCCGUGGGAAAGGGGAGCGGAUCCAGAGCUUCCUCGGCGGCCGUGCUCCUCCCAGAGCGGCCAUCCCCGCGCACACGGCAGCUCCCCGGCUGAAAAACCGUAAGGGGGUCCCGCUUCAGAGCCAGCCCCUGCCAGCCACCGUCUGCCCAAAUCCCCUCCCGGGCCCAGGGGCGCACGAGCAGCCCUGCCCAAGGGCCACCAACCCCGCUCCGCCGUCCGCCGCCCCGAUGGGCUCGGCUGCGGCCGGAGAGAAGCGCUCGGGAACUGGGCUCCCCUUCUCCCUCCCCUCGGAGCCGUUCUGGCUUCGGGGGAACCCAGGGAUGAUCCUUGAGGGGGGCAAGCGUCCUCCCUCUCCCUCCCCUCGGAUCCGUUCUGGCUUCGGGGGAACCCAGGGAUGA